AUGACCGCGCGAGGCGCUGCCGGGCGCUGCCCUCCCACGACAUGGCUGGGCUCCUGGCUGCUGUUGGCCUGUCUCCUGGUGAGUUGGAGCGCUGCCGAGAAGAUGCCCUCGAAACACUGUAGCCAUAUAAUCACCAACAGCCACCUGAUGAUCCUUCAGAGCCUGAUUGACAGUCAGAUGCAGACCUCAUGCCAAAUUGCCUUUGAGUUUGUAGACCAGGACCAGUUGAAUGAUCCUGUGUGCUACCUUAAGAAGGCAUUUCUCCUGGUGCAAGACAUAAUGGAGGACACCUUGCGUUUCAAAGACAACACCCCCAAUGCCAAUUUCAUCUUGAAGCUCCAGGAACUUUCUUUGCAGUUGAAGAGCUGCUUCACCAAGGAUCAUGAAGAGCAUGACAAGGCCUGUGUCCGAACUUUUUAUGAGACACCCCUCCAGUUGCUGGAGAAGAUCAAGAAUGUCUUCAAUGAAACAAGGAAUCUCCUUAAUGAAAACUGGAAUGUGUUCUCCAAGAACUGCAGCGAGAGCUUUGCUAAAUGCUCCAGCCAAGAUGUGGUGACCAAGCCUGAUUGCAACUGCCUAUACCCCAAAGCCACCCCUAGCAGUGACCUGGCCUCUGCCUCCCCUCACCAGCCCCUCGCCCCCUCCACAGUCCCUAGGGCUGGCUUGAGCUGGGCAGAUUCUGAGGGAACAGAGGGCAGCUCUCUGUUGCCCAGUGAGCAGCCCCUGAAUGCAGUGGACACAGGCAGUGCCAAGCAGCGACCACCCAGGAGUACCUGCCAGAGUUUUGAGUUGCCAGAGACACCAAACGUCGAGGGCAACCCCGCCGCCGGUUCACCUCAGCCCCACCUCUCUGUUGGGGCCCCCAUCCCUGGGAUGGAGGAUGUUCUUGACUCUGUGUUGGACAAUAACUGGGCACUAGAAGAAGCGUCUGGAGAGGCUAGUGAGGGUCCUGUACCUCAAGGAGCUGAACUUUCACCCUCCGGGCCAGAAGGGGGCAAUGUCCAAGCAGAGACCACUGAGCACACUGACUUCCCGGCAUCUUCUCCACUUGCCAGAUCAGCAGAGGCCCCUGAGCUGGCAGACGCAACUGGCAUGCCCUUGCCCAGUGCAGUCACUGUCCAGCCUACGGGCCAGGCCUGGAGUCACACACCCGAGGAGAUGGAUCAGCCACUGGCCCUGCCCAAAGACCAUCAGAAGCCAGGUUCUCCAAGGACUCUAUCUCUGCGCACACAAGGCCUCAGCAGUCCUUCCACCCUCUCUGUUCAGUCAAGCCUUCCCAGAAGCCAUGCAAGGGGCAACGUGCUGCCCCCUGUGGUGCAGGGGGGCAAAAGGAGCACCAGGGAUCGGAGAAGCCCCGCAGAGCUGGAAGGAGGACGAGGAGCAAGUGAGGGGGCAGCCAGGCCCCAGGCCCGUUUUAACACCGUUCCUUUGACUGACACAGGCCAUGAAAGGCAACAUGUGGGACUCUCCGAUCCCCAGCUCCCUGGAUUUGUCUUCCAUCUGCUGGUGCCCAGCAUCAUCCUGGUCUUGCUGGCUGUUGGGGGCCUCCUGUUCUACAGGCGGAGGUGGCGGAGCCAUCGAGAACCUCAGACAGUGGAUUCUCCCAUGGAACAAUCAGAGGGCAGCCCCCUGACCCAGGAUGAGGACAGACAGGUGGAACUGCCAGUAUAG
Messenger RNA from Chrysochloris asiatica (Cape golden mole), 1671 nucleotides. It is a transcript of the gene CSF1, whose product is annotated as colony stimulating factor 1 (macrophage). Gene Ontology annotation, molecular function: growth factor activity; cytokine activity. Gene Ontology annotation, cellular component: membrane. The record is from RefSeq and is a predicted model, not a curated record. Lineage: Eukaryota; Metazoa; Chordata; Mammalia; Afrosoricida; Chrysochloridae. Gene Ontology annotation, biological process: osteoclast differentiation; positive regulation of macrophage differentiation. The transcript has 8 exons. The coding region runs from base 1 to 1671 and encodes 556 amino acids.